Molecule: messenger RNA, 2599 nt
Organism: Schistocerca piceifrons (Central American locust)
Lineage: Eukaryota; Metazoa; Arthropoda; Insecta; Orthoptera; Acrididae
Product: facilitated trehalose transporter Tret1-like
Exons: 4
Coding region: 19-1506 (495 amino acids)
Biological process (GO): transmembrane transport
Cellular component (GO): membrane
Molecular function (GO): transmembrane transporter activity
Source: RefSeq, a predicted model, not a curated record
CACCGACCGUCCCUCAGCAUGCCCGUCAGGGAGAGGAUCCACUGGCAGCAGGUGCUCGCCGCCACCAUUGCUAACCUGAGCACACUAUGUGUCGGCUGCGCCAUGGGUUGGACUGCGCCCGUGCUGCCGGUACUGCAGAGGCUGUCGGAGCAGCCGGAGGGCGGUUUCUACGAGGGAGACCCCCUUUCCACGGAGGAGGGCGCCUGGAUAGGGGCGCUGCUGCCGCUGGGUGCGCUCGUCGGCUCGGUGCCCGCCGGCUUCCUCACGCACCGCUACGGCCGCAAGCUGCCGCUGGUCGCUUUCGGGGCGCUGCUCUUCAUCAGCUGGAUCCUCCUGCUCUUCCACGAAUGGGUGAGCCUCCUGAUGGUGGGUCGCUUCAUCAGCGGCCUGGCGUCAGCUGGAGUGACGGCCAUCGCGCCGCUGUACGCAGAGGAGGUGGCGGCUCCGGGCAUCCGCGGGGCGCUGGGCACGCUGCUCGACCUGAUGCUGGCCGCCGGGCUGCUCGUGGUGUACGGGCUGGGCAUCGUGGUGCCGGUGCGCUGGCUCACCGCGAGCAUGGCCGUGCUGCCGCUCUGCUUCUGCGUCACCUUCCUCAUGAUGCCCGAGUCGCCCGAGUACCUGCGCGGCCGCGGGCAGCUCAAGCGCGCCAGGCUGGCCGAGCUGUGGCUCCAGCUGGAGCUGGCGCCCACCGAGCUGGUCUUGCUCAAGCAGAAGGAGAAGGAGAAGGAGAAGGAGAAGCUGGCCCAGCCACUGUGCGCUGACCAGCUGCCGAGUGAGAAAGACGUGGAGGGCGCCGUUCGCACCAAGACGCCCACUCUCAGGGCGUGCGUCAUAGUCUUCACGCUGAUGGCCUUCCAGCAGCUCAGUGGCGUCGAUGCCAUACUGUUCUACACCAUCGACAUAUUCCAGGAGGCCGGUACGUCGAUCUCUCCACAACUGUCCACAGUGAUUACUGGCGCCAUCCAGUUCGUAGCCACUGCGUUCUCGUCCGUGCUGGUGGAGAACGCAGGUCGGCGCCCGCUGCUGAUCGCCUCUGGGCUGCUGAUGACGUUCUCGCACGCGGCGUUCGCCCUCCACCAAGGUUCGCCGUGGCUGCACGCUGAGGCCGGCUGGAUCCCGCUGGUCGCCAUCAACCUCUUCCUGAUCGGAUUCGCCAUCGGCCUGGGCCCGCUGGCGUGGCUCCUGAUCGCCGAGCUGCUGCCGCCGGCGGACAAGCGCUGGGCCGUCGGCGUCGCCACCUCCAUCAACUGGCUCACCUGCGCCGUCAUGACCGGCUUCUUCGAGGAGUUCGUCAACCACUUCAGCACCACCGUGGCGUACUCGGUGCUCGCCUUCGUCUGUCUGGCGUACACAAUCUUUGUGGUGCUGCUCGUUCCAGAGACCAGCGGCCUCACCGGCGAUGAGAUACAGAAUAAAAUGCUGGAGAAGGGGCCCAUGGUCGUGUGCGCUUCUGCCGACGACGAGACCCGAGCUGACGACGUCGCCGACGGCGACGCCGUCAUUUAACGGUGCGCGUCCGUCGUCCCGACGAGUGACCGCUACGGGCGUUUGGAACCGGAUUGAAGAGUCAACUAGAGCUCCAUGCGGGACGACACAAACCAGACCCCUGCUGUCUGUCCGUGACUGGCAGGACACUUGUCGCUACAAAGCGCACAAUGUUAUGCCGGAAAUCAAGAGCUACUCGUUUAAAUGUGGAAUUUAUUGAUAGCUCGAGGCUAGGGUCGUCAGUUACGCAGUAACCACUGUGAGCAUUAAAAUAACUGGUUUUGUCGGACAGAACGCGUGCAUCUGUUCUUCCAUUCUACACACGAAACCUUGGCUCUGUAAUGGAUAUAUGCAUACUGUUAACAUCUUAUAUGAAGUUCGAACUGUCUUCUACCAGUAUUCCACAAAUUUUCCACGAGACCUAAGACUCAAUCUUUGUUUUAGUUCCACUGUUUCGACGAAAAUAAUUCCACGUUAACCAUUAAGCUAGCUUGAAACGAGAUGCUGACAGCAGUUCACGUGAACACCGAGUAAUAGAAUAAGCAAUUGUCCUACAUUUUAACCGCGAUGGCAUUAAACGUUGAGAGGAAUGUGUGGAAGAGCUUUUAACGACGCAGAAACGAACUUCAGCAGGUAGCUUUGGUAACCGUACUCCUCAGAACAUCUAUCUUCAGGGGCCUAACGAAUCUUCAGCUUCCUUUCUUUCUCCUCUUUUUCUUCUUCAUUUUCUCAACCAGAGCUGUCGAAAUUUUGAUGAAGAAAACUGGUUGAGGAUUUUUUGACUGUAGGAAAAAAACGUUGUCGUGUUAAAAGCCGCAAUUGUGAAACAUCCACUAUAGGUCUCUAUGUUAAAGGAAAGUAGAGUUGAAAAUAACAGAAGACGUACCUGUAAACGUAUGGAAUCGUAAUCUCAUUUGCUGUAGUAAAUUUGAGGAUCAACAAUGAACUCUAUGAAGCCUGCACAUCACACACUACAAUUGUAGAGAGAUACUGAACGGAGUUUUCGCAAGAUGAAACCUCGAACAAACAUAAGUAAAAGAAGCCAUUGUGAACGAAGUUAGAACGUACAACAAUCUUUACUAACUCAGUUAGUUUGUACAUAAAAUUGUUUGAU